Pleuronectes platessa (European plaice) is the source of this 2410-nucleotide messenger RNA. It is a transcript of the gene nfkbiz, whose product is annotated as nuclear factor of kappa light polypeptide gene enhancer in B-cells inhibitor, zeta. NCBI's taxonomy places the organism in Eukaryota, Metazoa, Chordata, Actinopteri, Pleuronectiformes, Pleuronectidae. Gene Ontology annotation, biological process: regulation of gene expression. The coding region runs from base 344 to 1645 and encodes 433 amino acids. The transcript is spliced from 10 exons. Gene Ontology annotation, molecular function: protein binding. Gene Ontology annotation, cellular component: nucleus. The record is from RefSeq and is a predicted model, not a curated record.
AGUUUUUCUUGGUUGGGGGACCAUACUUUGGGCCAUAUAAAUAUAUCCCAACCAUACAAUCAGAUAUAGAUGUUGAUGUGUUUAUUGAAAAAGAAAAAGAUCAAAUUAGGUUUAUUCAUGGGCCAAUAGCAACGCACUUUUUAUCUUUAAGGGGAAAAGCACAACAAGUAGGAACCGUCGACAAGGGAGUGGUUCAUACCAUAACAUGCGCGGGUAAUCAGCAUUGAAUUUGUCAAUGCUUUUAUUUUGAAACCGCCUCACCUGGGUGACAGGUGAACCAGGAAGCUGCGUCUGUUGUUCCUCAUUAGAGAUCCGGGCGUCGUCGAGCAGAAAGGUGGUGUCUAUGGUGUCACUGCCGAAACCUUGUGUGUUUGCAGACCUUUGUGGGAGAAGAACAAAUGAGUCUUUAAACAUGCUGGAUCCAGGAGCGAGUGACGUCACGGGCCGAGGGCACUUUUAUGAAGAACAAGGAUCCAUCCAGAGGAACAACAACACGGUGAAAGAGCUCCUGAUGAUGAAACGCCAGAAGCGGAACUGCUCGGACGAGGACAACCACACGGAGCCUCGUUUGAAGUUUGCAAAACCUGAACUCUUUGCCAGCGACGCGAGUCCUUACCAGUUUGACGUAGCAGUGAACCAAAACAGUCCCCCUCAUUUCCCCCCUGCUUAUCCUGGAAGGAUGAAGCUCAAGCCGCAGCACAACACGCAGAUGCCGGCUCUGUGGGGAAACGUGGCUCCAACCGUGGAGAGCAAAGUGUCUCUGUUUCACUGGCAAAUCCAGCAAGCGGCCCAGAAAGUAGGAGACGUUCCCCCCGAGCGGCUGAACUGGCAAGACGCAGACGGCGACACGUAUCUUCACAUUGCCGUGGCGCAAGGGCGACGCGCUCUGGCCUACGUGCUUGCUGGGAAAAUGGCCAAAGUUGGCGCUUUGGACGUGAAGGAGCACAACGGCCAGACAGCUUUUCAGAUUGCCACUGCCACCAAUCAGCACUUGAUUGUCCGCGAUCUGAUGGCGCACGGAGCCCAAAUGGACACGCGCGACUUGUGGGGCCGGUCUCCUUUGCACGUGUGUAGUGAAAAAGGACACGCUCUCAGUCUUCAGACAAUCUGGAACAGCUUUUGCCAGAGUCGCCACCCAAUUGACGUGGACAUCUUCAAUUAUGAGGGUCUCACCCCGCUCCACACGGCAGUUUUGGCGCACAACAACAUUGUCAAAGAGCUGCAGCGUCUGGAAAGUCCCUGUUCGUACGCGGCCAUGCAGAAGAAACACGCGUUUGUGGAAUGCAUCCAGACUCUGCUGCUCAUGGGCGCGUCCCUAACGACCAAGGAUCUGAAAAGCGGCCGGACUUGUCUCCACAUGGCUUCCGAGGAGGCUAACGUGCAGCUGCUCAAGAUUUUCCUGGACCGGCCUCGCUCGCUGUCCGUUGUAAAUCUUAAGACGUUUAGCGGAAACACCGCCCUGCACGUUGUCAGCGCUUUGCAAAAUCACAACAGUCAAGUUGACGCGGUCAAGCUGCUGAUGAGAAAAGGAGCCGACCCCGGAACCAAGAAUUGGGAAAAUGACCUGCCGUCUCAGCUGGUGCCCGAAGGAGCCGUUGGGGAAAAGGUGCGGCACAUCCUGAAGGGGAAACGAGUGUACGCUUAAAAAACACUGUCAGUCAGACAGUCCGCUCUAUGAACUAUUUGCCAAGUAUGGCAGAUGUGGUUGUCGUUUCAGUGAAACAUGCCUCAUUGUUCAUUACCAUGUAAUGUUACUGGCUUUUCUUUUACAAUAAUAUAACAAUUGUCAUCACGUUCUAUGUUUAUUGAGGGGAAUAGGGUUGUACUUUUUGAUCAAUAGCGUUUACCAUUAUUGUAGCUGUAGAACUAUAUUUUAGAGAUAAAAAGUAUUGAAACAUUACCCUGACAUUAUAGAUAACUCUGCUUUAACAUGUCUACAAAUAAAGUCUCUUCAUUUGAAAACCUCAACUUGUUUGUUUUGAACUCUUUCACCAAGUACGUGAAAAACUGGCUGAUGUCACAUUUAUUUGUCCAAAACAUUAACUUACACAUCCUCACUUAACAUCAACUACAGACAGACAAACUCAACAGUUUGGCCUGAAAUGCCAAGACACUUUCAAGCAGCUAUGUGAAAUAGAAAUCCAGACAACAGUUUAAAAACAACUUCCAUUUGAGUCUAGUUGGUCCACAACUCAUUUCUUCUUCUUGUCCUGCGUGGUGGUGGAGUUGAACCACUGGUCCAGCAGCUUCUUGCUGUAGUAAAUCUGCCAACCGUGCACCUGCACGGCUAUGACAAUCACCAGGUACAUGACCGACACGGCCGAGAAGCCAAAGAUGAAGCGGUACGCUUUGCCGUGGCGGUACAGCUGCUGCGCCACGGGAAACAUCUCCAUGCUGCCGUAGAUCAGCG